UCUUGACUGAAAGUAGCAUCAAUAAGCAGAGAAAAUGACUGGUCGCGGUAAAGGAGGAAAGGGACUCGGAAAAGGAGGCGCCAAGCGUCAUCGCAAGGUUCUUCGUGAUAACAUCCAGGGAAUCACCAAGCCCGCAAUUCGCCGUCUGGCUCGUCGUGGUGGUGUCAAACGUAUCUCCGGUCUGAUCUACGAAGAGACACGAGGAGUGCUGAAGGUGUUCCUGGAAAAUGUCAUCCGAGAUGCCGUCACCUACACUGAACACGCCAAGCGAAAGACCGUCACCGCAAUGGAUGUCGUCUAUGCUCUUAAGCGACAGGGACGCACUUUGUACGGCUUUGGAGGUUAAAUAGCUAGAACUCACAUGAAACAGAAU
This is a messenger RNA of Topomyia yanbarensis, 373 nucleotides long. RefSeq names its product histone H4. Gene Ontology annotation, biological process: nucleosome assembly. Bases 35 to 346 code for a protein of 103 amino acids. Lineage: Eukaryota; Metazoa; Arthropoda; Insecta; Diptera; Culicidae. The transcript has a single exon. The record is from RefSeq and is a predicted model, not a curated record. Gene Ontology annotation, molecular function: protein heterodimerization activity; DNA binding; structural constituent of chromatin. Gene Ontology annotation, cellular component: nucleosome.